Messenger RNA from Halteromyces radiatus, 512 nucleotides. RefSeq lists its product as uncharacterized. The transcript has 2 exons. The record is from RefSeq and is a predicted model, not a curated record. Gene Ontology annotation, molecular function: protein binding. Lineage: Eukaryota; Fungi; Mucoromycota; Mucoromycetes; Mucorales; Cunninghamellaceae. The coding region runs from base 44 to 307 and encodes 87 amino acids.
UUUUUUUUUUUGUGAAUAUACUUUUACAUUUUCUCUAUAUGUUAUGGAUUACAUAGACUCACCAGUGACUUCACCUAUAGAGUCUUCAUUACCUUCACCUAUACAACCUACCAAAAUCAAACGCCCAAUACCACCUAAUGUUUUAUUACGCAUCUUUCAAUUAUUACCAUUAUCCAGUUUGACCAAUGUUGCUCUAGUUUCAAGACGAUUCAAAGUAUUGGCUUAUGAUGAUGAAAUAUGGGAUGAAAAGUUAGAUAUUAUAGAACGACAUACAGCUGGUUCUUUUGGUACUUUUAUGGGUAAGUAAUAACCAAAGAUAAAGGGUCACUCAUAUCAAAAUAUCAAGAAAUAGUUAUCAACAAUAAACCAUUGAAUGAACUAAUACCUGGAUUACAAACGGAUCCUUAUAACGCUAGAGCAAGGGCAAAAUCUACCGGUGAAGCAAGAGAACGAUUUAAACAAUUAUAUACUCAAUUGAUACCCUAUUACGUGGACCUUCGAAACCGUCAUAG